AAAGUUGCUUCCAUUUAUCAGUAGCACGAUUUCUAGAGAUUGAUGGUCAUACUUAACCUUAAAAGUAUAUAAUGAAAUGUCAAAUUUAAAAAUUGUGUUUGUAGUAACGCAAUAAAUGCGCCCGCAAAAAGUUGACAUCCGAGCCAUAAUAAGGCUGUGUAGGGUUAGAAGCAGUUAGCAUUUGGAGAAAGGUCAAUUGACAAAGAAUAAGCACACGAUUAAGCAUUUAUCUUAAAGAUGACGGUUAUGGAUUUUUUUGGUUGUGCUUUCUUGGCUUUUGGACCUCCAUUAGCCAUGUUCACAUUUACUAUAGCUAAUGAUCCAAUAAAAAUUAUCAUAUUAAUUGCCAGUGCCUUUUUCUGGCUUAUUUCAUUACUUUUAUCAUCUGUGCUUUGGUAUGCUGUUGUUCCACUUCAAAAUCAUCUUGCAUUUGGAUUAGUAUUUUCUGUAUUAUUCCAAGAAACUUUCAGGUACCUUUUAUACUGGGUAUUACGUAAAGCUGAAAGAGGUUUAGAAAAAGUAACCACAACACACGUAGCUGAUAGCAGACAUAUAUUUGCAUAUGUUUGUGGCCUAGGUUUCGGUUUUAUGAGUGGAGCUUUUGCUCUGGUCAAUGUGUUAGCAGAUGCAAUUGGUCCUGGAACCAUGGGUAUCAGACAUGGUACAGAAUACUUCUUCAUCGUAUCAGCAUCCACCACUUUGUGCUUCAUUUUACUUCAUACGUUCUGGGGUGUUAUUUUCUUUGCUGCUAUUGAUAGGCAAAAAUGGGGACAAAUUGUAUGGGUCGUAGGAUCACAUUUGUUUGUUUCCUGCAUGACCCUAUUAAAUGUAAAACAAUUUUAUGCAAUCAGUCUUUCAUUUGCUUACAUUGUAUUAAUUAUUAAUGCGGCUUUUGCCUUUAAGGUCGCAGGUGGAAAGAUGCGAAAUAUAGCUCAGUGUUUUACAAAAAAUUAAGAGCUUAUGUAAGCACUUGGCUAAUAAGAUAUAGAUGUAAAGAACAAAUAUUUCAUUUUUUAUAAGAAUAAAAGUCUGGAUAUGAUACAUUUGAUUUCUUAAUAAAUAACUAACGAAACGGCUGUUUACAAAAAUGAGUACAAGUCAAUGAGAAAAAUGGAUAUGAAGUAAAAGUUAAUUCUAUGAUCUCUAGUUACUUAUUAGAUACUCGAAAAAAAAGCAUCGAAUAUCACAGCCAAAUUGUAAAUACACUACUACAUUAAAUUCUUUGAAAAUUUUUGUUGUAAGAACUAUUUUAAAUAAUCGGAUCUAUUUUACUUGGUACGCUCUAGCAUUAAGUUUUUUGGUAAAAUUGCUAGUCCGUCCCUUAAUCCAUUGAGACAAAUGAUAAUGCUGUAGUUAUUGUUCAAACUGCAAUACAGCAAAGACAAUGCUUUAAUUUAAAAUCUAGUUAUAUGACAUAGUGUACAGCAUAUUCAUUCAAGAAAAUUAAUAUCUAUAAUGUGUAUGAUUGUAUGAAUGUGUGUUUGUGUAUUUAAUAUGUAUGAUAUAAUGAUACAGAUUGCAAAAAUUUGCAAUCUGUUUAAAAAAAAAACUAUUACUUGAAUAUGAUAUACAAAAGACGCGAUAUAAAUAAGGAAUUGUUCAUUGAUUUUAUAUAUAAAAUAAUUUGUUAAAAAUGCAAUUUAGAUUAUUACUGGAUCAUGUUAUAUCUCGCAUCCUAAUUCAUUUACAACAUGUCAUAUCUCAGUAGUUUAUUAACCCACUCAUAUUACAUUUCAUAUAUUGUGUAAUUCAAAUAAAAACCAUUUUUGUACAAUCGCAGGUGCAUUGAUCUAUUCCUUACCAUCAUCUCGGAAAUCAAGUAAAUGUGUAAUGUAUAUAAAAUUCAUAAAAAUAUUAAGAUAUUUUUUGUAUACCACUGUCUUCCAGAAAAAAAAGAAAAAUAAGAAAAGAAAAAAAUUAACAUCAUUGUUAUUCUCAUUUUUUUAAUUAAUAAAAUAACAAAUCAAUUUAGUGUAUAAAAACCAUUUGCCAUUGCAUAUUACUAUUUGUCACUCAGAAGUUAGAGAUCAAAUUGCCAUGCAUACUUUUUGACUAUUAAUAUCACAACUAUAGUUCUUGGAUGCUUCAAUACACAAAUUAAUAACUUUUUAAUAUACAACAUCUAUAAUAACUUUUUACAUACGAACUAAGUAUAGUAUAGGAGAAUAUACUUAGAUUAAUAAGAAUUUGGUAGAACCUCUAUCUCAAUAUCGUAAAAUUAGGUAUUACAAAAAUAUUGACUUUAUAAAUACUAUACUUUUUGAAGAGCAGCACUCUGAGAAUUCUCUAUUCUUUUUUACAUCAUACAUAAAAAAUAUAACAAGUUGAUAUUCAAUAUUAUCUUACAAAGUCUGUUUAAUAAAAAGUCCACUGUAUCAACAUUAAAAAAUAAGUAUACUGAAAUUUAAAAUAUGUUACACCACUGCAAUUGUUUGAGAGAAGCUACUUUUAAAAACUUUUCAAUUAUUAACAUUAUCUUGCAUUUUCAGAAAUAGGAAUAUAUUGCAUCGAAAUCUACGAAGUAUAAUACUUUGUACAAUUGUUUAAAAUAAUAUGAUCUGUAUAUUUUGCACCCUGUGAAGUGUAGAACUACAAAUGAGUUCUUUUUUGUAUUACACGUCUAUGAACUACUUGUUAAGGAAGCCAUGAGCAAUUCCAUCUUAUUCAAAAAAUUUUUUCCUUCCAUCUUGUCCCAUCUUACUUCUUUAAAAGAACCACCUAAAUUUUCCCAUUUUCUUUCUCGCACUAAUUGUCCCGGAAAGAAAUCUUUUCUAGGAGAAUGUGCAAUUGCCACUUGUACUCCUGUUUGGGGUUCACAUCUUACAGCUAUCAUUCUGAAAUUAACAAAUACGAACCAUAUAACAAUUGUUAUUAGAAAUAAUUUCAGGAGUAUAUAAAUUGUAAAUUACCUGUCACCGAUUGGCGAAGCUAAAAUACAACUACUUGCAUUUCCUAAAGGCUCAACUGCACCUAAACCGAGAUGAGAACUAUUUCCCAGAAGUUGCCACCCCAUACACUUUGCUAAAGAUUGUACUGCCGUUAUUUGGUGCUGAUAUAUCUAAAGUAAUCGUAGUAUUAAAUUCAUUAUAUCAUUAAAUCUGUCUGUGCGUGUGGGUGUGUGUGUGUGUGGUAUAAUUCUACAUUGAUAAGUUGAGAUUAAUAAGUAAUAUUAAGAAACUAACCUGACAAAAAAUUAAAUCCCUUAAUUCCUGAGGUUCAUAACUCAUAUGCAUUACUCUGCCAUCUCUACAGACGCAUUUAAGUGAUUUUUCUCCUACAUGAACGAUCAACGAAGUACGAUAUAAACUGUCGUAUCCGUGUGUUAAUAUAUUAAUUUUAACACAUGACUGCGUAGGGGAAUUUAAUGCCAUCCAAUGAGAUACAAUUAAAGGAUCCUUAACUUCUUUUGCUAUUGUGUCCAGAACAUAUUCAGUACGUAAUCUCAUGAAAAAGUGUUGAGCUUGUUGAAUGAUUUGUUCUAGUAAUGUUUGACUCUUUGACAUUUCUAGAAGUUCAUAUCUAUCUGCCGCUGUUGGACCAGCCAAACAUCGGCGUUUACUAGGUCCAAGAGGACCCGAUGAAGGAUGAGGAAAUGGAUGAUGAGUAUUUUUAUGAUGUACUUCACGUAGCAAUUGAUGCAAGGAAUGUUCUAAUACAUGAUCAUGAUCAGUUUUGUGAGGUGGAGGGGCGGUUGGUUUUUUGUCAUUCCCAGUACUAUGACACAAACCUAUGAUCAGUUGAAUUCCUGGAAGCACCUGAUGCAACAAUAAAUUUUAUACAUUCCAUAAUCGAUUUUGUAAUUAAAUUAUUGUAAAGAA
Vespa velutina is the source of this 3818-nucleotide messenger RNA. RefSeq names its product gamma-secretase subunit Aph-1-like. Gene Ontology annotation, cellular component: endoplasmic reticulum; membrane; gamma-secretase complex. Lineage: Eukaryota; Metazoa; Arthropoda; Insecta; Hymenoptera; Vespidae. Gene Ontology annotation, molecular function: protein-macromolecule adaptor activity. The record is from RefSeq and is a predicted model, not a curated record. Gene Ontology annotation, biological process: Notch receptor processing; Notch signaling pathway; positive regulation of catalytic activity. The transcript has 2 exons. Bases 238 to 954 code for a protein of 238 amino acids.